Molecule: messenger RNA, 1358 nt
Organism: Dalotia coriaria
Lineage: Eukaryota; Metazoa; Arthropoda; Insecta; Coleoptera; Staphylinidae
Gene: ix
Product: mediator complex subunit intersex
Exons: 4
Coding region: 107-601 (164 amino acids)
Biological process (GO): regulation of transcription by RNA polymerase II
Cellular component (GO): mediator complex
Molecular function (GO): transcription factor binding; transcription coregulator activity
Source: RefSeq, a predicted model, not a curated record
UGCGCAGUAUCCGUAAUAUAAUCAAACCAACCUUGCAAAACAACUAAUACCGACAAUACAGUUUGGGUUUAUUUAUAUCAAAGAGAAAUUAAUUACUGAAGCAAAAAUGAAUGUGCCAGUCAUGGGAAUUCAACCGCAGCAACCUGUGCCUGUACAACAACAACCUCAACAACCUUUGCAGCCCUUUGAUAAUAUAUCAAAGAUUAAAUCUUUGGUUGGACCAUUGCGAGAUUCACUUUCUAAUACCAUCAAGACAGCUGCCCAGGUUUUAAAUCAAAAUUGUCAAGUAGAUGUUGGAUCUUUGAAAGGAGUAGAUGGCCAAAUACCAAGAUUUGACAAAAAUCUUGAAGAAUUCUACUCACUCUGUGAUCAAAUUGAAUUACAUCUCAAGACAUCCAUCAAAGCCAUCUCUCAGGGUGAAAGUUCCAGCAGAUAUCUGCCAAUGCCUGUUGUUCCUACAAGAACAGAAAACUUGGGGAUUAGUGACAACACAUUGACUUAUCCACAGUAUCUAGCCACAGUAAAUGCUCAAGUAUCAUAUGCCAAGGAGAUUCAUAAUACUUUGGUGGCUGCAGCACAAAACAUAUCACCAUCAGACUGAUAUUAUCUGUAUGACAAUGGAAACAUGUAAAUGUUAUACUCGUAUGUAAUAAGUUUAUGUGUAGGUAGAAUAAGAUAAAUAUAUUUUUACUUUACUUUUUGACAAAUUUAUUAUAUAAAUAUGAGAAAAACUCUUAAAGCAUAAAUGGAUAUUGCAGUAUCAAUUUUUCUCAGUUCUAAAGUAUUUAAUAUAAAUAAUUACAUUAUUUCUAGAUUCUAUGCUAUCAUUUGUCUUGAAAUAUUAUAUAAAGUACCAAAUCAUAUGAUUCCACUUUUAUACAAAUGCCAUUCUAGCAGCAAUCAUGUAAAAAAUUGUGAUAGCCAUGUAAAACAAAUACAAUCUGAUAUUAUGUCAUAAAUUCUCUAAGUCAGAGACAGAAAUUAAGUUUUUGUCCAGGUUAUAUGUUGAAAUUUUUGUUCAUCAAAAUUUCUUGCGCUCAUCCACAAUGCCUGUAACCGUCGAUGUCGAUGUCUGCGAACAGGAAGUUGAGAUUUCCGUCGAUGGCGUGGAGGUGGAGGCCGAGCCCCAUUUUCAAUGUGGGCCCCAUUGCGGGCAACACCCUCCUUUCCUCUUCAUCCUUUGGUACAUCACACUCGCAGUGCUGAAAAUAAUAAAGGAAGGCGGCGGUAGCUAAAUGCACAUUCCACGAAUUCAUCGAUUGCGACAUCCAAGAAAUCAACUCAGGACGAGUCAACUUCAGGCAAACGGAAAUGAAUAUCUGUAUCCAAUAAUUAAAUAAAACCACCAGUGAAGCGCA